CGAUUAUUUCUGCGUGAGUUCUGGCCCAUCGCCACUUUCCAGUCGGCACAGAGCAUCGCACGAUCGCUACACACGCCACACUCCUGCUCCAGCAUUCACACCGUGUUAAAAUGGCCAACAUUGCAAAAUUGUUUACUGUGCGCGCACAAACUUUGGUCCAGGCCGCCGCCCGUCAGCCACAAGUGGCGAUUCGCUUCAGCAGCACCUCUGCUAACUGGGAAUUCAUUAAGACCGAAGUGACGGGAGAGAAGAAAAAUGUCGCUGUUAUCACGUUGAACCGCCCCAAGGCAUUGAAUGCUUUGUGCAACGGUCUCAUGCAGGAGCUGUCCACAGCCCUGAAGGGAUACGGCAAGGACAGCAACAUCGCCGCCAUUGUUUUGACUGGCAGCGAGAAGGCCUUCGCAGCUGGCGCUGACAUCAAGGAAAUGGCACCCAACACAUACUCGCAGUGCAUUCAAGGCAACUUCCUCAACGACUGGACUGAGGUGGCCCGCACCCAGAAGCCAAUCAUUGCUGCUGUCAAUGGUUACGCCCUGGGCGGUGGCUGUGARCUGGCCAUGAUGUGUGACAUCAUCUAUGCCGGCGAGAAGGCCAAGUUUGGUCAGCCAGAAAUUGCAUUGGGCACCAUUCCCGGAGCAGGUGGCACCCAGCGCUUGACCCGCGUGGUUGGCAAAUCAAAGGCCAUGGAAAUGUGCCUCACCGGCAACAUGAUAAACGCCCAGGAGGCUGAGAAGGUCGGUCUGGUCAGCAAGGUUGUGCCAGCCGAUCAACUGGUCAGCGAGGCCAUCAAGCUGGGCGAGAAAAUCGGCACACACUCGAGUCUGAUUGUGCAACUGUGCAAGGAGGCGGUCAACACUGCCUACGAAACCACUCUGCAAGAGGGUCUCAAGUUUGAGCGUCGCACCUUCCAUGCUACAUUCUCGACGGCCGAUCGCAAGGAGGGCAUGCAAGCCUUCGUCGAGAAACGCCCUGCCAAUUUCAAGAACGAAUAGAUGGGGAAAAUUGAGAUAAUCCAAUUAAAAGCCAGCAAUGCAUUUAUGAAGUCGAUCAUGUUGUUUAUACGCAAAUAAAAUACACGUUAAAUAA
Messenger RNA from Drosophila arizonae, 1086 nucleotides. RefSeq names its product Enoyl-CoA hydratase, short chain 1 (gene Echs1). Gene Ontology annotation, biological process: fatty acid beta-oxidation. Lineage: Eukaryota; Metazoa; Arthropoda; Insecta; Diptera; Drosophilidae. Gene Ontology annotation, molecular function: catalytic activity. The record is from RefSeq and is a predicted model, not a curated record. Gene Ontology annotation, cellular component: mitochondrion.